Molecule: messenger RNA, 2016 nt
Organism: Strongylocentrotus purpuratus (purple sea urchin)
Lineage: Eukaryota; Metazoa; Echinodermata; Echinoidea; Camarodonta; Strongylocentrotidae
Product: probable tRNA N6-adenosine threonylcarbamoyltransferase, mitochondrial
Exons: 8
Coding region: 16-1290 (424 amino acids)
Biological process (GO): tRNA threonylcarbamoyladenosine modification
Cellular component (GO): mitochondrion
Source: RefSeq, a predicted model, not a curated record
AAGUUGACAAACGAAAUGUUUGCACCGACCAUCUCUACCUGCAAAGCGCCCCUUUCGCAUCUCCUUCAGAGAUGCAGACGUCCCACAUCAUUAUCCAGCCUGACCAAGCAGCUUUGCAGACAUCAUGAGAGGCACAGUCAUAGCAGGCUGGUGCUGGGGAUUGAGACGACGUGUGAUGAUACAGGAGCAGCUGUGAUGGAUGAGACCGGGAGGGUCCUCGCUGAAAGACUCCAUACACAGAAGAGGAUCCAUGCAAAGAAUGGAGGUAUCAUUCCGCCCCUAGCCCAAGCCCUUCACCGACAGUUCAUUGACCCCGUGGUUCAAGGGACCAUCAAGGAUGCUGGGAUUGAAAUGAAGGACCUGUCAGCAGUAGCACUAAGCACCAUGCCUGGCAUGCCUCUAUCGUUACGGGUUGGUCUGGACUAUACCAAGGAUAUGCUGCUCCGCCAUCCUCAUCUACCACUUAUACCCAUCCAUCAUAUGGAGGCUCAUGCCCUUACAGUUAGAAUGGUAGAGAGAGUAGAUUUCCCAUUUCUGGUGCUUCUGGUUUCUGGUGGUAACUGCAUCCUGGCUGUAGCGAGAGGAGUAGGGGAUUUCAAGGUGCUUGGAGUGACGUGGGAUGAUGCCCCUGGCGAGGCAUUUGAUAAGGUUGCAAGACGACUGAAGCUGCAGCACCAUCCUGACUGCCUAGGUCUGUGCGGAGGCCAAGCGAUAGAGAAGAUGGCUGAGAAUGGUAACUUCAGGUUAUUAAUAGAGCGAGGAGUGCCUAUGAGUAGACACAGGGAUUGUAACUUCUCCUUUGCUGGUCUGAAGAACAUGGCUAACUGGCUCAUACAACAUCAUGAAGUCAGACAAGGUUUGACUGCAUCUGAUGACCACCAUCUAGCCACCAUCAGUGACAUCGCAGCAUCCUUCCAGCACAAAGUCACUCAGCACCUUGUUAUCCGGAUUGCUAGGGCCAUGCUCUACUGUCAGCAGACUGGAUUGAUUCCAGAAGGCAACCAAACCCUGGUUGUUUCUGGAGGUGUUGCCAGCAACGAUUACAUUCGCAAGGCUCUAGACUUCACCACGAGUCUAUUCAAGUACAAACUCAUCUGCCCACCACCGUACCUGUGUACAGACAAUGGAGUGAUGAUAGCAUGGGCUGGGGUAGAAAGACUAAGACUGGAUAUGGGCUUCGCUGAAGAUCCCCAGUCCCUAAGAUUUCAACCAAAGAUGCCACUUGGGGAGGAUAUUUCAGAGCAAGUCACAGAGGCUAACAUCAAGAUUAAAAGAAUCAAGUUUUGGUGAGGAAACUGCUGGCAGAGCUGAACAUAGGACUUCUAGUACCAAGCCUAAUACUUCAAGGCAACAUAUAUUGCCAAUUUGAAGAGAGGAUUGUAUUUUUGACCAGGGCCCUGUACUUAUUUGCGAUUGAUUUCGAUCACAACUAUGUACAUAAGAAAUAGGAGACUGCAAACUUGUGAUUGAUUGGAGAACUUGCGAUCGAUUUGGAUCAAUCGUAACUAUUUGUAAGACGGUGGCCCACGUCAUACAGGCUUAUUCAUAGGAAGAUCGAAGUUUUGUUGAGGAUGCUAACUCCAUGAACUUCUGAUAUCAAGCCAAAUAUCUGUAAGACUACUGGUAUUGCAUCAUUUGAAGAGCUGUGUUCAUAUGAAGUCAGGAAGAUGUUUAUCAACAUUAAACGAUUCAGUUACUGGUGGGGAGAUAUCAUGCCAAACAUCUGUAAGACUACUGGUAUUGCAUCAUUUGAAGAGAUGUGUUCAUAUGAAGUCAGGAAGGCCUUUAUCAACAUUACAGGAUUCAAUUACUGGUGGGGAGAUUAACCAGCAGACUUGAUCAAAUGACAUCUUAUAUCAAUCAAGACAGUUACAUCUGUCAACUGUGUAAUCAGGGCAACCAACGUUAGCAAUUCUCCCUAUUGCAUAUCGAGGGUUCAGUGACACAAAGACGUAACUCCUUAUUUUGCCAAAAUGAGUAUCUGAUAUGAGUAUCAAAAUGUUCAGAAAAUGUGGG